AUCACACACGUACACGGUCGAGAUCCAGUGAGCCUUCUGCGCUUCGACCUCGCUCCCCGCCCCUGUGAAGUGUGAACGGUCAUGGGCCUCCCCUCUCGCACCUCUCCUUUCCCCUCCCGACUCCUCAGUCCUCACGCACACUUGCGCGCCAUGGAUGGCACCUCGCCGCUCACCGAUCGCCACAUGUUCGGCUAUAUAUUGUACUCCGAUCCCGCGACUCGACGGCUUCAUUCUCAACUGUGUCGAAGCAUCUACUGGCUAGCUAGCGCAAUGAUGGAGUUCUCUGACGAGGAGGAGCAGGGCCCGUCGCCGGCGUCGGAGUCGGAGUCGGUGCCGGAGUGCCCGCCGCUAAUGGCGCCGCAGCCGCCGUCGUCGCAGCGGCCGCUGCUGCUGAACCCGGCGUACGCGCGGUGCAAGUCGGUGAUCCACGACGAGCUGCGCAGCUUCCGCGCGUUCCUGCAGUGGUGCGCGCUCGACCACUCCACCCGCGCCGGGCGCGCCGCCUCGUACGCGGCGUUCCUGGCGCUUGCGCUCCUGGUGCCGGCCGCCGUCUCGGUCUCGCUCCGCGCCGACGCCGCGCUGUCCCCGGCCUCCGCGUCCGCCAUCACCUUCAACCGCGUCGCCCAGGUGCCCGCCACGGGGCUCGCCGCCAUCUCCUUCGCCACGCUGGCCGUCUUCUUCCGCCGCCUCGGGGGGCUCCGGCAGCUGCUGCUCCUCGACGGCGCGCUCCGCGACGACACCGCCUACGUCCGCCGCGGCUACGCGCGGGAGCUGGACCGCUCGUUCCGCCUCCUGGCGGCGCUCCUCCUCCCGUCCCUCUGCGUCGAGGCCGCGCACAAGGCCGUCUUCUUCUUCUGCACCGUCCGGGUGGAGCCCCCCGCGGCGCUGGGCGUGGUGCUCCCGCCGCUCCUCCCGCCGUGGCGGGUCCCCUGGCGCGCGGUGGCGCUGGUCGCCACGGUGGCGUCGUGGGUGUUCCGCACGGGGGUGUUCCUGCUGGUGUGCGUGCUGUUCCGCCUCACCUGCGAGCUCCAGAUCCUGCGCUUCGUGGGCAUCCACCACAUGUUCGACGUCGAGGCGCGCGCCGCCGCCGCCGCCGAGAUCUUCGCCGAGCACCGCCGCAUCCGGACGCAGCUGCUGGCCACCAGCCACCGGUACCGGGCGUUCAUCAUCUGCUGCCUCGUCACCAUCACCGUCAGCCAGCUCGGCGCGCUCCUCGUCGUCCUCUCCUCCGGGGACGCCAAGAGCUUCUCCAACACCGGCGACCUCCUGGUCGGCUCGGCGGUGCAGCUGAGCGGCUUCUUCAUGUGCCUGUUCGGCGCGGCCAGGAUCACGCACAGGGCGCAGAGGAUCGUGUCCAUCGCCAGCCAGUGGCACAUGAGCAUGGUGGCCGCCAUGCGCCACGGCAAGCCGUCGCCGGGCAGCGACGCCGACGCGUCCCGCGUCUCCGGCUCGUCGGCGGCCGUACCCCAGGCGGCGGAGCCCGGCGCGGCGUGCUCGUACAAGAGCAGACAAGCACUUGUGACGUACCUGCGCCACAACGGCGGCGGCAUCACCCUGUUCGGCUUCACGCUCGACAGGGGGCUCCUCCACGCCAUCUUCGUCUUCGAGAUGACUCUGGUGCUCUGGAUCCUCAGCAAAGUUGUGGUGCUCCAGUAGGACCCCGUGUACACGUGUCAAGACAGUCUUAUGCAUGGUAGUGCUACAAAAUUUCGCUCGCCAUUUCGCCUCAAAUGUAGGAUAAUAGAAUAAAUGACCCUUAUAAUAAUACAACAAUAGAUAGUAGUACCUAUACUCGUAUAAACGUAUGACGUAUUGUACAUUGAUAUGAUCCUCCGGUUUAACAUGCUACUUUUUUUUUGCGGUUAGUUUAACAUGUUACUUUGACAUGUGCUUUUUAUACUAGAAAAUAAAUUAAAGAAAUGGAAGCUUAUUUUAGCCCAAACCAA
Messenger RNA from Panicum virgatum (switchgrass), 1946 nucleotides. RefSeq lists its product as uncharacterized. The record is from RefSeq and is a predicted model, not a curated record. Lineage: Eukaryota; Viridiplantae; Streptophyta; Magnoliopsida; Poales; Poaceae. The transcript is spliced from 2 exons. The coding region runs from base 82 to 1656 and encodes 524 amino acids.